Molecule: messenger RNA, 678 nt
Organism: Zophobas morio
Lineage: Eukaryota; Metazoa; Arthropoda; Insecta; Coleoptera; Tenebrionidae
Product: ribonuclease H-like
Exons: 2
Coding region: 20-430 (136 amino acids)
Molecular function (GO): RNA-DNA hybrid ribonuclease activity; nucleic acid binding
Source: RefSeq, a predicted model, not a curated record
UGUCUUACAAACAGAAUUGAUGGGAAUAAUGCUGGGAGCUAGAAUCAUUGCUGAACGUGAAAUCGGCAACAAAUCAAUACGCAUACUUACUGACAGCAAGUCUGCACUACUAGCCCUGGACAGCUGUAUGGUUCGAUCCGGGCUGGUUUGGGAGUGCAGACAAACGCUAAAGUAUGUAACGCAGAGGAAUAGUGUGGUACUUUGUUGGAUCAAAGGACACAGUGGCAACGAAGGAAACGAGAGGGCAGAUGAGAUGGCGAAGCGAGCCGCGCGCAUGCCCUUCUGGGGACCCGAACCGGCAAUCACGCCUUCGGUCGCCCUCUCGAACGAACUCGUAAAGCAAUAUACCCAUAGACGCCAUGAGCAGAUAUGGGCGACGUUGAGCAGCUGUCGGCAUAGUAGAGCUUGUAUGGCGACACCAGACCUUUAACAAACAUCUACAUACGAUAGGGGUAGCAACAGACCCAAUCUGUCGUGGAUGCAAUGAAGAAGAGGAAACAGCUGAGCACAUUCUUCGUGAGUGUCCAGCCCUAGCCUCCUACAGGGAAUCCAUACUAGGGGACAUCUGGCCUAGUAUGGCAAAUAUCAGGGAGUUUCCACCCUCUGCAUUACUCAAGUACAUUCAAGCAGUUGGAUGGCUUGACGAGUAGAGGAGCGGGAAAACACCCUGAUAUGGAC